Molecule: messenger RNA, 1005 nt
Organism: Lathyrus sativus (Indian pea)
Lineage: Eukaryota; Viridiplantae; Streptophyta; Magnoliopsida; Fabales; Fabaceae
Source: the annotation of a GenBank genome assembly
AUGAACGCCGGAGCCACCGUCAUCCGAUCCAUCCUCGAUAAACCUCUCAACCAGCUCACCGAAGAUGACAUUUCUCAACUCACUCGCGAAGACUGUCGCAGAUUCCUCAAAGAUAAAGGGAUGCGCAGGCCUUCCUGGAACAAAUCUCAGGCGAUCCAGCAAGUUAUUUCUCUCAAAGCGCUUCUUGAACCUACCGACGAUGAUUCUCCUGCACCUGUUACCUCCGCCAUACACCACCAUCAUCACCACCACCACCACCCUCAGCCUCCUCAAGGAAAUUUGAGUGAAGCUCUGGUGAAGAGCCCGGAUCGCGAUGAGAGCGGUGUUCGGGCUGUGGAAGAUGUUCAGAAAUCUAUUUCACCUGCUGCAGAAAAACCUACCGAAACAAAUGAUGUCCGUGCCGGAGGGUGCGCGCCAAGUGGGUCAUUUGGGCAAAUGACAAUUUUCUACUGUGGUAAGGUGAAUGUCUAUGAUGGAGUCUCACCGGAUAAGGCACAUUCAAUCAUGCAACUUGCUGCAAGUCCGUCCCUGUUUACUCAAGACAAUCCUUUAAAUAAGAAUGCAGCAAUUUGGGCUUCUUCUUGCAACAUUCCGAUUGAUAAGGAUGUCCUCUUCCCCACUAACACAGCAAUCCUUCAAGUUUCUUCUCAAACAGAUAAGAUGGUGGAAUAUCCUCUGCAAUACAGGGAGAAAGGGAGCACACCUCGAGAUACUGAUGUAGAGGGUCAGGCAAGCAGAAAAGUGUCUCUGCAGCGAUAUCUUGAAAAGCGAAAGGACAGGGGAAGACCGAAGGGAAAGAAACUGACUGGCAUAACUUCAUCUAACUUUGAGAUGUAUUUGAAUCUUCCAGUGAAGGUCCACGCCUCAAAUGGGAACUCAAGCCGUAGUAGCACUGACUCUCCACCACAGACUAGACUGCCUCUAGUUUCCAGUGGCUCAGCUGACAACCAGCCAAAAGUUACCCUUCCUAUUGAUCUGAAUGAUAAAGAUGUUCCAGAAUGCUAA